CCAAAACAAGGAAGCAGUAAGAGCUACCCUCUCUGUUUCUCUCUCUUUCUCUUUCUCUUUCUUUUCUUGGAAAGGAAAAAGUCAAAGCUCACUACUAUUUCACAACACACAAAUUAAUUAGCCCACAAACCAGACCUCUUUCUCUAUCAGAGUGUUGGUGUGGGAGACUCUCUCUCUCUCUCUCUCGGCAUUGAAAUGGGAUCGGUGGAUGAGUUCUUGAAGGAGUGUUCGCAGUCCGGAGACGCUGCCUACGGAGCCUUCAGAUCGGUCUUGGAGCGUCUCGAGGAUCCGAAUACCCGUGUCCAAGCUCGGAUCUUCCUCUCCGAUCUCCAGAAACGCUUUCCUUCCAAUGACGAUUCUCUUCAAUGCUUCCACACUUACCAUUUCCGCAUCGAGGACAUCUACCUCGACCAAUUCCAAGGCUAUCGGGGAAGAAAGAAAUUGACAACAAUGGUGAUCCCCAGCAUUUUUGUUCCAGAAGACUGGUCCUUCACUUUCUAUGAAGGACUGAAUCGACACCCAGAUUCUAUCUUCAAGGACAAGACAGUUGCUGAACUUGGUUGUGGAAAUGGAUGGAUAUCCAUUGCCAUUGCUGAGAAGUGGUUGCCAUCAAAGGUGUAUGGCCUUGAUAUCAAUCCUCGAGCAGUAAAGGUUUCUGGGAUAAACUUAUACUUGAAUGCUUUGGAUGAGAAAGGUCAACCCGUUUAUGAUGAAGAGAAGAAAACAUUGCUGGACAGGGUGGAGUUUCAUGAAUCUGAUCUACUCUCUUAUUGUAAAGAUAAUGGCAUUCAACUUGAACGAAUUGUUGGAUGCAUACCUCAGAUUCUUAACCCAAAUCCUGAUGCAAUGUCUAAAAUGAUUACUGAAAAUGCGAGUGAGGAAUUUCUGUAUUCAUUGAGUAACUACUGUGCACUUCAGGGUUUUGUUGAGGACCAGUUUGGAUUAGGUCUAAUUGCAAGGGCAGUUGAGGAAGGAAUAUCUGUCAUUAAACCUUUGGGGAUUUUAAUCUUCAAUAUGGGAGGCCGUCCAGGACAAGCUGUUUGUAAACGCUUGUUUGAGCGUCGUGGUUUCUGUGUUAACAAGAUUUGGCAGACUAAAGUUAUUCAGGCUGCUGAUACAGAUAUUUCAGCCUUGGUUGAAAUUGAGAAGAACAGUCCACACCGUUUUGAGUUCUUCAUGGGGCUUUCUGGAGAUCAGCCUAUUUGUGCUCGAACAGCAUGGGCCUAUGGGAAGGCUGGGGGCAGUAUUUCUCAUGCUUUAUCAGUUUACAGUUGCCAGCUUCGUCAACCAAAUCAGGUCAAGACAAUUUUUGAGUUCCUUAAAAAUGGCUUCCACGAUAUCAGCAGUUCUUUAGACUUAUCUUUUGAAGAUGAUUCUGUUGCUGAUGAGAAGAUUCCAUUCCUAGCUUAUCUUGCCAGGAUCUUGAAAGAGAAUUCCUUUUUCCCAUACGAGCCACCAGCUGGAAGCAAACUAUUUCGUAAUCUCAUUGCAGGCUUUAUAAAAACAUAUCACCAUGUUCCACUGAAUGCUGAUAACAUUGUUGUCUUCCCUUCAAGGGCAGUGGCAAUUGAGAAUGCUCUUAGGUUGUUCUCACCCCGUCUUGCAGUUGUUGAUGAACAUCUGACCCGGCAUCUACCUAGGCCAUGGCUAACAUCUUUGGUAAUUGAGAAUACAGGAAGUGAUAACCCUUCACAGGAUAUACUUACAGUCAUUGAAGCACCACGUCAAUCAGAUUUGAUGAUAGAGGUGAUUAAGAAGUUAAAACCACAGGUGGUGGUCACUGGGAUAGCUCAUUUUGAGGCCGUUACCAGUUCAGCAUUUGAGCACCUUUUAAGUAUUACGAGAGAAAUUGGAUGUCGUCUUUUCUUAGACAUAUCUGAUAAUUUUGAGCUAUCCAGCCUCCCAGGUUCCAGUGGUGUCCUCAAAUAUCUUGCAAGAACUCGUCUACCCUCACAUGCAGCAAUUAUCUGUGGCCUAGUAAAAAAUCAGGUUUAUUCAGAUCUGGAAGUAGCUUUCAUCAUUUCGGAAGAAGAGGCCAUCUUCAAGGCAUUGUCCAAGACUGUAGAACUACUAGAGGGGAUCACUGCACCAAUUAAUCAAUAUUAUUACGGUUGUCUUUUCCACGAGCUUCUAUCUUUUCAACUUGCUGACCGACGUCCAUCUGUUGAGAGGGAAAGUAAAAAAUGCGACUCGGUCGAGAUGAUUGGAUUUGCCAGUUCAGCUAUCUCAGUCUUAAAUAACUCAGAGUUGUCAAUCAAUGAGGCAGAGGACACGGCCCUGAUUCACAUGGAUGUCGAUCAAAGCUUUUUGCCCAUACCAUCUGCUGUAAAGGCUGCGAUCUUCGAAAGUUUUGCAAGACAAAACAUGGCUGAUUCAGAAAUAGAUGUCACCUCUAGCAUCAAACAUUUUAUCAAGAGAAAUUAUGGGUUUCCAACUGAUAGCAGCACAGAAUUUGUAUUUGCUGACAGCUCACUAGCUCUGUUUAAUAAGGUGGUCCUCUGCUGUAUUCAAGAAGGUGGAACUUUAUGCUUCCCAGCAGGCUCGAAUGGAAACUAUGUUUCUGCUGCCAAAUUUUUAAAAGCAAACAUUGUAAAUAUACCUACUAAAUGUGAAGAUGGAUUUAAGCUGACAGAGAAGAUACUUUCUGAAGUACUUGAUACUGUAAAUAAGCCAUGGGUAUACAUUUCUGGUCCAACAGUCAACCCAACUGGCUUGCUUUAUAACGACAAAGAGAUAGGAAAUGUUUUAUCUACUUGUGCUAAAUUCGGGGCAAGAGUUGUAAUUGAUACUUCAUUUUCGGGUUUGGAAUUUGACUCUGAAAGUUGGGGUGGCUGGGAUUUGGAUGGAAGCUUGUCAAAGCUUACUUCUUCUGCAAAUCCCUCUUUUGGUGUCUCUCUGCUUGGAGGACUGUCUCUUAAGAUGCUGACUGGAGCACUCAAAUUUGGGUUCCUUGUUCUAAACCAAACUCUCUUGGUUGAUGCAUUUCAUAAUUUCCCUGGAUUAAGCAAACCUCAUAGUACGGUUAAAUAUGCUAUAAAGAAACUGUUGGGUUUGGGAGAGCGGAAAUCAGGAGACGUAUUGGAUGGUGUUGCUGAACAGAUAAGGAAUUUGAGAAGUAGAUCUAAACGAUUAAAAGAGACACUUGAAAACUGUGGGUGGGAUGUUCUUGAAUCCUGCGCUGGUGUUUCCAUGGUGGCCAAGCCCUCUGCCUAUCUCAACAAGAUUGCUAAGCUCAAGAAUUUGCCUAAAGACGGAGGAAGCACAGAAAAUGAUGCAACUUAUGAAGUCAAGCUUGAUGACAUAAAUAUCAGGGAAGCCAUCUUCAAAGCCACUGGUUUAUGCAUCAACAGCAGCUCAUGGACUGGGAUUCCUGGCUAUUGCAGGUUCACAAUUGCUUUAGAAGAAAGCGAAUUUGAACGGGCAUUGGAUUGCAUUAUCAAAUUCAAAGAAUCAGUGCCUAAAUCACUUUGAUAGUCUCCAAGUUAAUUGUUUUCACAAAUUAAGCAUCAUAAAAUAAACCAAUCUUGUUGUCAGUUCCAAUUCCACAGAACUUAAGUUGAGCUUUCUUUCCUCAAGCCAGCUCCAAUUGGGUUUAUUGUAAGUGCUGCAGAGCUCAGGUCAAGCAUUAUUUCGUUGACUUGGCUUCAACUAAAUUUUUCUGUCUAUAUGAAAAUUAUACCAGUCAAUCUUGUUCUUAUUUGAUUGACUGAUGUGGCUUUAUAAUACCAAUCUUCUCAGUUUCCCUGCAA
Quercus robur (English oak) is the source of this 3749-nucleotide messenger RNA. RefSeq names its product methionine S-methyltransferase. Gene Ontology annotation, biological process: biosynthetic process. The transcript is spliced from 12 exons. Bases 196 to 3471 code for a protein of 1091 amino acids. The record is from RefSeq and is a predicted model, not a curated record. NCBI's taxonomy places the organism in Eukaryota, Viridiplantae, Streptophyta, Magnoliopsida, Fagales, Fagaceae. Gene Ontology annotation, molecular function: methyltransferase activity; pyridoxal phosphate binding.